AACCUCAUCUCUGAAGCAUUCUGCGGUUUUCUACAAGCGCAACUUGGGCCAUGAUAACAAACUGCGAAGACCAGUGCCAUCAACUGGCGUGCUCACUGCGAACCACGUUCUCGUCUACGAUUAGGCCGAGUUCGUUUAAUAGCAUUCCACCUUAAUCCCGCGAACAACAUGGUGAGACCCCACACGAGACCGAUGGAGGAGGAUGGUGAAGUCCUCUGGACUACGGCGCCCUCGCCCAGCGUUACGGUCAUUUCCGAAGCGGUUAAUACGUCGUCGUUCGAAAUGGAUAAUGUGGUGGAAGCCUACCCGAGCGGGAUCGCUAUGUCUGUGCAGGAAGCCGUGGGCACCGCUCUGUCUCUAAGCUUUAUCACCGUCUUCACCGUGGUCGGUAACGUGCUGGUCAUCUGCUCCGUCUUCAACCACCGGCCCCUGCGCACCGUACAAAACGUAUUCCUGGUCUCGCUGGCCCUGGCUGACAUCGCCGUGGCGCUCCUGGUGAUGCCUUUCAACGUGGCCUACUCCAUAAUGGGUCGCUGGGUGUUUGGUCUGCACUUCUGCGAGUUGUGGCUCACCUGUGACGUCCUCUGUUGCACGGCCUCCAUCCUGAACCUGUGCGCCAUAGCGCUGGACCGGUACUGGGCCAUACACGACCCCAUCAACUACGCCCAGAAACGCACGCUACGCCGAGUGCUGCUCUCCAUCUUUCUGGUGUGGGUCAUCAGCGCGCUGAUCUCAGUGCCCCCACUUAUCGGCUGGAACGACUGGCCCGAGCAGUUCGAUGAGACCACGCCCUGCCGACUGACACAGGAGACCGGUUACGUCCUGUACUCGGCAAGUGGGUCAUUCUUCAUACCACUGCUCAUCAUGAGCAUCGUGUACCUCAAGAUCUUUCUGGCAACCCGACGAAGGUUGCGAGAGCGGGCCAACGCCGCCGCCAAGGUACCCAGCUCCGCUACCCGCUGCGCAGCCACCGUCGAGCCUUCGGCCGCGCUCCUUCAAGAACGUCACCCGUCGUCGUCGGAGGAGACGCCUCCGCCGCAACACCGUGGCCAGACUACGGAGAACCGGCCGUCGCUGGCUGACACCAGCGUGACGCUGGAGCAGAACGGGCGGCCUCCCAGCGUCAAGGUGUUCACCUGCUGGGAAGAGCGCCAGCGCAUCUCCCUAUCGCGCGAGAGGCGAGCUGCCCGCGUGCUGGGCAUCGUGAUGGGAGUGUUCGUGCUGUGCUGGCUGCCCUUCUUCAUCAUGUACGUGACGGCCGCCUUCUGCGACCAUUGCGUCCAGUCGGACCGGCUCGUAAACUUCAUCACCUGGCUGGGCUACGUGAACUCGGCGCUCAACCCCGUCAUAUACACCGUGUUCAACACUGACUUCCGCCGCGCUUUUCGCAGUCUCCUCUGUUCGGGCAAUCGCCGGACGCAUUUGUGAGAGAAGACUCGACUUGGCCCGUGAAAUGGCGCCAGAGACGGAACAAAAUGGACAGUGAAGAGCUGUUGCUGUGAUGCGGCGUGUUGUGCUCGCACGCGCAUUCGAAGUGAUGCUGAAUGAAAGCCGAAUUAGUUUCGCAAGCUUGUAAAGCAUGCUUCUCUGUUAUGAGCGUGAUUUUUGCGGCAGUGCACCGGAAGAUGCUGUGGGAAGCAUUGUGGUGCUCGUGAAUCCACCCGUUUCAAGAAAAUGACACUCUUUGUGCGUCGCACGUCUUUUAGAGCUAAACAAUCGCAACUGUUUGUUUUGCUGUAGCCUUAACUAAGCGUAUCUAUGUGACAGAUUAAUGAAGUGAUGUGGUAUGAAAGGGGACUACUACUUUGUUUCAUAAUUUCUCGAAAGUCCACGUUACAUAAAAAAUUGAGAUGAUUCUGAUUGUUGUGAGAAGAAACUAACUCAGAUAUUAGCAGUGUGAGAAGCAAUUUAGUUCUUACGUAACUUGUAUGGUUGUC
Messenger RNA from Rhipicephalus microplus (southern cattle tick), 1937 nucleotides. RefSeq names its product putative G-protein coupled receptor No18. The record is from RefSeq and is a predicted model, not a curated record. Gene Ontology annotation, molecular function: octopamine receptor activity. Lineage: Eukaryota; Metazoa; Arthropoda; Arachnida; Ixodida; Ixodidae. Gene Ontology annotation, cellular component: plasma membrane. Gene Ontology annotation, biological process: G protein-coupled receptor signaling pathway.